Molecule: messenger RNA, 7408 nt
Organism: Gambusia affinis (western mosquitofish)
Lineage: Eukaryota; Metazoa; Chordata; Actinopteri; Cyprinodontiformes; Poeciliidae
Gene: ap1ar
Product: adaptor related protein complex 1 associated regulatory protein
Exons: 10
Coding region: 3069-3968 (299 amino acids)
Biological process (GO): negative regulation of cell motility; regulation of Arp2/3 complex-mediated actin nucleation; negative regulation of substrate adhesion-dependent cell spreading
Molecular function (GO): AP-1 adaptor complex binding
Source: RefSeq, a predicted model, not a curated record
CUGGAUGGGCCCCUCCUCGGACUGUAUAAAUAACAGUUAGACCGGACAAACGGAUCCCUCUUUUUCUUCAGCGUAACACAGCACUGUCUUAAGAGCGAAUAUGUUUUUCUAGCGGUACCGUUCGUGCCCGUCUUGUCAGUCAGAUCUACGAGGGAUGCCUGGGCCCCCAGCACCCCCGACCUCGCCCUGACGCCUCGGCCCUCUUGCCGUUCCUGUGCUCUCCUCCCGCUGGAGGAGAGGAGAAGGUGGCUAGCCUUUUUUAAGGCUGGCGUUCGGUGGGGCGAAAGGCCCACGGAGUCCGGUCGCUGCUCGUGGGCAGAUGCUAGCUACGCUGAGCGGGAAUCAGAUGAUUCCGCCGGCAGAGAGGACGACAGCAAAAGCAGUAGCGGUUCGGAUGGUGGAAAAGAGGCGGCUGAGCGGAUGCUGACUCAACCCCGCUCCCCGCUGUGGGCUCACUCCUCCUCGAGCUACCUAGCUUGAUCGAGGAGGCGGCUAGCGCUAAGGGGCUUCCCGUCCCCCAACCUCCCCCGCCACAGUUCGGCUCCGCCCCGAGUCGCCAUCCGGUCCCCAUCUGGCCUCAGUUUCCCGCCGUAAUGGCCUACAGAACUGAGGCAGUGGCCUCAGUGUUUCCUCCACUAAUGCGCCUGUCUCCAGGGUGGAGGGGUUCACACAGCUGAGUUUUCUCUCUAUCCCCCCUCUGGAUACCGGCCUCGCUUAGUGUUUGGGGCCAGGACAUCAGAAUUAGUCCAACGGCCUGUGCCAGCUUCUAAGCACAUCAGCUGAUUACCAGGUUCUCUGACUGGGCCCACCAGUGUGCCUAUCAGAUAACGGCUGCCACCAAUAAUGCCCUUAGUUGGUAUGUGUCAUUGACAUGCUGAAAAGGUUGUUGGUACCACCAGGGAGAGAACUAAAACAUGCAGGAGGCUGGCCCUCCAGGACCGACUUUGGACACCCCUGGUAUAUGGCAUCUCUGAGUGGGUAGAGGAAGCUGCCUUACCAGAGGAGCUGAUGAACUCUCUCUGCAAGGUGGCUGACGCCAUACUCAAUCUUUGCGCCUCCUCAGCGAUUUGUUCUUCUCAAGUUCCUGUCUUUUAAAACUGCACUGCUGUUGGUCCUCAUGUCUGCAAAAGAGAGAGCGAUUUAUCCGCACUCUCUGUUGCUCCCUCUUGUCUCAGAAUACGAGGCGACGGCAGCUCAGCUGCGCUGCGUCCCAACCCUGCUUUUACUCCUAAAAGCAUCACAAGCUCGUUCAGAUCGAGGGAUGUAGGAAGAAGCUGCAUCUCGCACUCUCUUGUUAUGUAACCCACCAACGAUAGCCUAUACUCAUAGCAUCUGGGGUUACAAUAUGUUACCAACGUUUUGUAUCUUGCAAAUCUAUCCUUUAAUGUUAGGAUUUUACUUUUGUUGCCGAAGUUUAAAGCCAUGCUAGUAACCAAGAGGUUUAGAAAUUAUGCUGAAUAUCAUUAGCUCUGGGUGUUUAUUUGAUGCAACAUCUCACUGUAAAUUUGUAAGAAAUGUUUCUUUUAAUUUUACCAAACAUUUUACUGCGCUGUCACACCCCGACAAGUCAAGCACAAUACACACCAACCAUCUGUCAUACCACCAAACACACACAACUAUCCUAAUAAAACCUAUUACAUUAAACAAUGCAUACUGGCUGUUGUUAAUAGUCUAAAAUAGAACUAUUCAUUUUCUUACACCUUUGUCACUAAUGGGGUCGGAAGGGGUGCUGGUGCCUAUCUCCAGAGAGGUGGGGUACAGCCUGGACAGUCUGUCACAAAUACAUAUACAAAUAUUGGCAGCAAUUUGGGAAUCAGAGAUAAAGUUUGUAAUGGAUGAACAUGGAUGUUGGACUGAAUGAGGGAAGCAGGAGCAACUGGAGGGAACCCAUGGAUACACGGAGACACUGUGCCACCGUGCAGCCCUUACCUUUUUAGAAAGAACUACUACUACUAUUUAAAUAUUUAACUAAUAAUAACUAAUACAAAUGAGCAAAUACAAACUAUUGUAUUACAAAUACAAAGCUGUUUGUUUCUUCAACAUCUCCCUCUGUUUUUGUCUUGGUCCUUGUUGAGUCCACCGUCUCACAGCUUGUUUCUUUCUUCAGGACCCAUGGUAUAAAUUCUGGCUCAAUCGUUCUCUUUAUUGGCCCCAAAUUGUACGUCCAAUUUCCAAAGGUGAUCGCAUCAUUUUCAUAAUAGUCCUCUUCCCAUCCAGAAGUCUUUUUAACACGUUUACGCUUGGAUGAGCGUUUCUUCUUUGAUAUAUAGGGCCGGUCAAUCAUUGGAGAUGAUUCACUGGUCAUCAGCGGCGAAUCAUCUUGCACUUCAUUGGAAAAAGUCUCAUUAACGGGGUUGUCCAACCAGGCCUGGAAAGGGACCAUUUUCGUCUUUUUGGCUAUUGAGAAAUGAUAACGCCCAAUAUAGUUUCUCAAUAUCGUUUCUCUGGAGGUGUGGACUCUGUUGAAGCUUUCAGCUUUACAUAGGCCAACCUUGUGGAGGCUAUGAAGCUAACUGCCAGUGCUGUACACAACCAUCCUCCCCAUUCCAAAGGGAGAAGUGCAGAGCUGGACCAGCCAUGGAAACGUGGCCAACACACGGACUGAACGGCUUCACACUUCCUCCGUUACCAUUGCUGAAACUACAGGCGGACAGAUGCUGUCGUUCACAACUUCUCCAUCUGUUUUCUGAUUGGCCCAGUUAAAAUUCUGCUGGAGAAAGUCCAUAGUAGAAUCACUGUAUUUUAUAAGUGCAUGAAGAAGGGAGAGUUGUACGGACAUAUUAAACCUGGGCCAGGAGCGGGGCGGUGGGGGAGAUGAUGUGUUCACGUACACCUCAGAAAGUAUGUAGUUGCGCUCCUGGUAACUGGGUAGAACAUGUACAGCAGGUGGUGGUGUUUUCUCCCUGCUUGGUGAGUUAGCAGCCAGAGAGGAAGGAGGAUGAGGAAGUGGUUGGAUCAGAGGACUGGACAUGACGAUGAUGAUGAUGUCGCCGCCUGCUGUGAUGCACCAGCAGCUUUUUGGAGAGCGCUAGCCGGACCCCCAGACUCCGGUCAUUCCUGACAAUGAGAUGGGUAACUGCUGGGCUUACUGCGUGGGGCUCUUCAGGAGGGAAGCCAACAGGAUCCAGAGAGGAGGCGGGGCAAAGUACUUCCGAAGUUCUACUACCGGAGAGCAUUACACAAUAGAGUUUGAAAAUCUGGUAGAAAGUGACGAGGCUGAGAGCCCAAAGCCCUGUCCGAGGCCCAUCAGUGAAGAUGAGCUCAGUCACCUCAGAGAACACCGCUACGCUGCUAUCUCCGACAAACAAGUCCUCAUCGACCAAAAGCUGCGAGUCGAGUUAGAGGCACAGGAGGAGAAGUUAAGGCUAGAAGAGGAGGCUAGAAAUGCUGCCCAGCGCGAGGCCGCCAGGGUGGCUCGUGAACGAAAAAUGAAGGAGCUGCACGCUCAGAGGACGCGGGGGAAAGCAGACGGCUCGGGCGGCGAAACGCAGCAGAGAAAACAAACCUCUGGGGAGGAUUUCGACGGCUACCUCCAGAACGUGAAAGCCCAGUCGGAUGCUUUCAGGAGCAACAGACUUCCCUCUGAAGCAAACGCAGUGACGCCCAACACGGAGUACAGCUGGGAUUUCACCACUAAGACCCGCUCCACCAACGACGACGGGACAUCGCUUGAUUUAGAGUGGGAGGAUGAGGAAGGAAUCAACCGCGCUCUGCCGGCCUGGGAGCGGUCUCGGACCGAGGAGGACAUCUUGCGGGCGGCCCUGCGGCCCGGCAGCAAACAGGUGACCAGUGGGCCCACCUCGGCCUCCGAGGACUCCAACGCUCUGGAGUGGGAGAACGAUUUUGUGAGUACCCACCCGGAGGACGGUGGCGACGCCGAAUUCGAAGGGUUCGUCAACCCCGUCCUGGACACCCCCUCAGAGGACGCCUCGGACUCUGGCCUCAGGGCAGAGAACCAGGACAGAUAGUGUCCGGCACCAAAGGAGACCUCACCAGCUUUUUGCCUCAUGAAUCCGAAAUGUCACUUCGUCGUAAUCCGUAAAGGAUCUCUGAUGCUGGAGAAAUUUGGUAAUGGAUCCAACACAGCAAAGUCUAAAGACAAUUUUUUUUUUCUCAACAUGUUUUCAGUGCCUUCAUCUGCUACAAUAUCUGACCAUUGAGCAUUGUAACUGUCCUUCCUUUUACCGUUUUAAACGUUGCUCAGAAAGUGCUGCUUUCUUUUUUUCUUUUUUUCUUUUUUAUUGAUGAUGAUCAGUGCUUGAGUGACCGAACUGAAACCAGAUUGUUGGCAGGAAACUUUAACAUGACCGGUAACUGUAAAACCAAACAGAUGCGUUAGGAGAACAAGGUGUUGGUUUAGUCAACAGAAAGACAAAGUGUCACUUUUACAUCCCAGUGUCUGAAGACCAAAUGCAGCUCUGAGUCCAGCAAUUUUUUUUUAUUAUGUAUACAAAGGGAAUAUCCAGAAGUCAAAAUUUUACCCUCUCAAUUUGAUCCAACACAGUAAAACAAAAACUGCAGUUUCUGUUCUAGCGAAACAGUUUAAAUCAGAUUCAUACUGAAAGUGUCAGACUAAAUCUUUCUGGAUUUAGAUAAGUGCAGAAUACCAGAAUUACUUACAAAAAAUUCCUCCAAAAUGUCAAAAAUUAAGAGAUAACUUUCCUUGGCUUUUAAUAAACUUUCCUUUUAUGAAACUGUAUGACUCGGGUCAAACCUUUCGUGGCCGUUUCCACAAAAUUCCCACAAUAGUUUUACUGGAAUUCUGGCACCAUUCCUCCUGACAGAACUGGUUGCCAUGCCAACACAUUGACUGUGUUGUCCUUAAGCCGUUUUGUUACCAAUUUGGCAGAAAAUUUCAUUAAAGUUACAGUUGCAGUUUUACUAGUGCAAAUAGAACUCCCCAUAAAUUAUUGUAAAAAAACAAAACUCAAGUUAAAUGAGACUGAAAAUUUAAAAUUGGAUAACUCAUUUCCGCUUUAACUCUCCCUUCUCUGAUGACGUUGCUUCAGCAUUUCCACAUGAAUGUUCUUUCCUCACACUUUACUAUCCGUUUUGUAAAGCGCACCAGUCCCUCCUGCAACAAAAUUAAAAUCUCUCCCACACAUUUGACACAUUCUUAUAAACUUCCCGCUUUCCCCUCAAAUUAAAAUACUUGUACCGAUUUUCGUUUCACCCCCAGGACAUUGAAAACCUGAUCCGUUUGUUCCGGACUGCAUUUUGGGAGCUGUAAUCUGGGUGUUACGUUGCCUUUGUGAGUCGUGGCCUCUUCCACGUGGCUUUUCAGCCUCGUGUCGUUUGGCUGCGGACCGUGUCGCUCGGUCACCAGCUUCAGCCAGCAUCUUCAGAACGUGUGUUGCUUUCGCUGUGGAGUCGAAUCAACAGAUGUAAAAUCGCUGCGCUACAAGGAAGACUGUGUUUUACAUCCGACAAGGUACAAAAACCUACUCUGAGAAUAAAACGCCCUUGUUUUCACGUAGACUGUUUCGCUGCGAUACUCCCAGCACACAGUAAUUGCAUUCAGCCCCCAUUUGGAAGCAGCUCACCCGGUUCACAUCGGUUCACCCGUGGAACGAACUGGGGAAACGGUUUGGUAGCUUCACUUUCAUAAACACUUGGUGGAGAAAGGAUCCUCUGUCUCUAAAUGUCAGAGGUCCAACCUGCUAACUCUGAGCAGAGUUCCUGCCUGUGCUUUCCUUUCUCGCUGGGUGAAUGAGGCUGACCGCCGCGAUCGAUUUCAAGACGCAGAGCCAACAUUUGAAGGUUUGUUGUUGUUGUUGGGGAGCGGUGAUGUAAAACCGGAACCCAUUCCCUGUAGAAGCUCUACGAAAGGUUUUUGCCCUUUAGAUUUUUACCAGGCUCUUCAAAAUAUCUUGACUGACCGGACUGAUCCUGCUACAAUCCCAAAGAUUACCACAUAAUGUAAGCAACUGCAUUUAGUCACACUUUCAAAUGUAUUGGCAUUGAUUGAUUGAAAGGAGUAACGAAAAAAUAACAAUAUGGAUGGUUUUGAACUUCAUAAAUUGGAAUUUAUUGUGAUUCUUAUAGGAAACGUAUCGCGAUAAACAAUAAGCGAUACGAUAAACGCCCACACCUACUUUCAAAGUGGGUACGCCUCGAGGAUUUAACCUACAAAUGUUCGUGUGUCAGGGCAACCUGUGUGCAAAACAAUCUGAUUUCAGUGCCGUAUGAAAUCUUGUCAGUUGCAUGCAUACAUCUCUAGGAAACACAGGACGACGCCCACGUUACACUCAGCACUACAGAACAUGCUCUAAAAAGCUCUAAAAACUAAAUCAAAAAGUCAGCAAUUUCCAUAAAGACAUUUUUAGUUUAGUUUUUUUUUUCUUCUCGCUCUGUAUUCAGUCUUUUGACGCGUUCAGCAUCCGUGCAUGCUGCAUGAUAGCCAGCUCCAAUCAGACACGGUGUGCCGACGGUGCAUGCCUUCUUCACGAAGAGCAAUCUCUUCAUGACACUGACCUCUCAUCAGAAGGACAGUGCUCUGAAUGUUGGAACCGUCAAAUAUGAAAUUCUGUUAAUCUUAAAUGUUUUUCUUGCUGUUGUUCGGCAGUAUAUUCUGAAAAAUUUAGCAAAGCAAAGCAGGAUUCUAAAAACUAGCCUGUAUUAAGAUGAUGUCAAAAAUCCAAAGAGCAAUUCAUCAAUAUCUAAUGCCAAAGUGAAUUAGAAAAUCUACGUGGGAAGGCAAAGCAUUUUUUAGAGUGGUGAACAUCAAAACGGGACUUAAAACUUCCACUAAUCCCAUUCCUGUGACGUGUGGGCAGUAGAGGCGCACCGAUUCCGGUUUUUGGUUUUUUUUUCUGGCCAAUAGUUGAUCUUUAAAAAGCCGAUUUGAGCCGAUAUCAAUUGUUUUUAAAUUUUAAUUAAAAAAAUUAUUUUUUGUUUAGAAAGUUGCUAAAUAUAUAGCGAAAAAGUCAAUCUCCCACGUAUUGAGAUUUUGGUCACCCAAAAUUAAGGAAGUCUGAGUCCGGUUCAUUAGUGCACCCCUAGCUUACUGUAAUGCUGUCGGUGUGUCCAAGUCUGUUGUAAACAAGUUGGUCAGAAAACUGAUCAUAACUGUUUCUUAUAUUGUCACAAGAGGUUGUGUUUACUUUUCACUCUGAUCACUUUCUUUGGUUGUUUUAGAGGAUCUUGAAACCAACUCUCAUGUCGACUGGUGGGAGGGAGACAAUGAUCUGGGAAAUGUGUAGAAGACACAAAGGUUAAUUUUCAGAAUUUUUAUUUUUUCUUUAAAUCAGUGUAAUUUACUGCACCAUUUAAUAAUUUAAUUUUAGGUUUUGUUGUGAUUGUUGUUUGAACUUUAUUUCUUGUAUAAAUUGUGUAAAAAUAAAAAAGAAAAGAAAAGAUGUAUGAUUAAACAUUCCUUGUCAUGAUGAGUUGAAGAAAAUAAAUUCAU